This is a messenger RNA of Clonostachys byssicola, 240 nucleotides long. Lineage: Eukaryota; Fungi; Ascomycota; Sordariomycetes; Hypocreales; Bionectriaceae. The record is from the annotation of a GenBank genome assembly.
AUGGAUUUCGUCAAGAAGGCCGCCGAUAAGAUGGGCAGCAGCAACCAGCAGCAGCCUGCUCAGGGAGGCCAGCCUGCCGCAGGAGGACAGCAGGACUAUGUCGACAAGGCCUUUGGCCAAGUCAACAAGAAGGAGGGAUGGAACUUGAGCCAGGAUAAGCAGGAGAAGAUCACUGAUGGUGGCCGUGAAGCCUACGAGAAGAUUACUGGAAACAAAGUGAACCCCAAGAUCUCCAACUAG